GGGCGAGUCAGUUCCGUCGGCUCCGGAGCCAGCGGGGCGCAGGGUGAAUUGGCCAUGGAGAGACGGGACCGGAAACGGGGCUCGGGGGCCGGAAAUGCGGGAAUGGGUGAUGGCUUUCUCAUGGAAGUGUGCGUUGACUCCGUGGAGUCUGCUGUGAAUGCAGAGAGAGGAGGUGCUGGCCGGAUCGAGCUGUGUGCUGGCCUGAUGGAAGGAGGAACCACGCCCAGUAUGGGGCUCCUGCAGGUGGUGAAGCAGUGUGUGCGGGUCCCAGUGUUUGUGAUGAUCCGCCCUCGUGGGGGAGAUUUCCUCUACUCCGACCGGGAGUUGGAAGUGAUGAAGGCUGAUACCCGCCUAGCCAAGCUGCAUGGGGCCGAUGGGCUGGUGUUUGGGGCCCUGACUGAGGAUGGGCGCAUCGACACAGAGCUCUGCACAGCCCUGCUGGCCUUCGACAUGGUCCAUGAUCCUCUUGUGGCCCUGGAGACCCUGGUGUCCCUGGGAUUCGAGCGGGUGCUGACCAGCGGCUGUGACAGCUCAGCACUGGAGGGGUUACCCUUAAUAAAGAGACUCACAGAACAGGCUAAGGGCAGGAUUGUGGUGGUGCCAGGGGGUGGUAUAACAGAGAGGAACCUGCAGAGGAUUCUUGAGGGCUCUGGUGCACCUGAGUUUCACUGCUCUGCUCGCUCAGCCCGGGACUCGGGAAUGAAGUUCAGAAACAGCAGUGUUGCCAUGGGAACCUCUCUGUCUGUCUCCGAAUAUUCUCUAAAGGUAGCGGAUGUGGCUAAAGUGAGGACCCUGAACGCUAUUGCAAAGAACAUCCUGUAGAGGGCAAGUGCUGAGUGUGGGAUAGGAGCGCGCAGACCCUGGGAUCCUCCCUGCCAGUCUGGACAGAUGGGCUCUGGCUUCAGUCUCACAAGGGCUGUCAAGGAAGUGGAUACUAUAAAGGAACCUGCAGUCUCUUCAUUGGCUUCACCUGGACACUCUCCCUGGACUGGAGGCUUAAACUGGCUUUAAAAACAAAACAAAAAAAACCCAAGGACCCAUUCCUGGCUGUUGUAGUGGCACAAACCAUUCAGCAGCAAUUGGGAGGGGGGACCUUAGCUAACAGGGUAACUAAAUUGUGCACUACCACCAGUGAUUGUCAAAUAAACACCCUGCAGCCAUUCCCGUGUCACUGUGGCUCGUCCUUACAGAGAGGGCUUGAUGGUCUGUGUCAUGCUACCCAAUGUGAAUGGUAUCUGCUAUGGUGAGUCAUAUGACAUGUGCUUGCAAAGGAGUCAUGUACCAGGGAAUCUGCCGAAGAUGCAG
Terrapene triunguis (Three-toed box turtle) is the source of this 1305-nucleotide messenger RNA. RefSeq names its product cutC copper transporter (gene CUTC). The record is from RefSeq and is a predicted model, not a curated record. The transcript has 8 exons. Gene Ontology annotation, molecular function: copper ion binding. Bases 55 to 822 code for a protein of 255 amino acids. Lineage: Eukaryota; Metazoa; Chordata; Testudines; Emydidae.